Acipenser ruthenus (sterlet) is the source of this 2217-nucleotide messenger RNA. RefSeq names its product N-acetylated-alpha-linked acidic dipeptidase 2-like. The record is from RefSeq and is a predicted model, not a curated record. The transcript is spliced from 7 exons. The coding region runs from base 922 to 1794 and encodes 290 amino acids. Gene Ontology annotation, molecular function: carboxypeptidase activity. Lineage: Eukaryota; Metazoa; Chordata; Actinopteri; Acipenseriformes; Acipenseridae.
UUUUUAAAUGAGUGGCAAAAGAUAACAUUGGAAUGAAUUUGAUUCAUAUAUAUAUAUAUAUAUUAUUUGCAUACAGCUCUGGAAAAAAUUAAGAGACAACUGCAAAAUUAUCAGUUUCUCUGGUUUUACUAUUUAUAGGUAUGUGUUUGGGUAAAAUGAACAUUUUUGUUUUAUUCUAUAAACUACUGACAACAUUUCUCCCAAAUUCCAAAUAAAAAUAUGUCAUUUAGAGCAUUUAUUUGCAGAAAAUGACAACUGGUCAAAAUAACAAAAAAGAUGCAGUGUUGUCAGACCUCGAAUAAUGCAAAGAAAAUAAGUUCAUAUUCAUUUUUAAACAACAAACAACAGACAAUACUAAUGUUUUAAUUUAGGAAGAGUUCAGAAAUCAAUAUUUGGUGGAAUGAUUUUCAAGCACAGCUUUCAUGCGUCUUGGCAUGCUCUCCACCAGUCUUUCACAUUGAUGUUGGGUGACUUUAUGCCACUCCUGGCGCAAAAAUUCAAGCAGCUCGGCUUUGUUUGAUGGCUUGUGACCAUCCAUCUUCCUCUUGAUCACAUUCCAGAGGUUUUCAAUGGGGUUCAGGUCUGGAGAUUGGGCUGGCCAUGACAGGGUCUUGAUCUGGUGGUCCUCCAUCCACACCUUGAUUGACCUGGCUGUGUGGCAUGGAGCAUUGUCCUACUGGAAAAAACAAUCUUCAGAGUUGGGGAACAUUGUCAGAGCAGAAGGAAGCAAGUUUUCUUCCAGGACAACCUUGUGGCUGUCUGUAACUUUUCACAGGAACUUGUUAAAAUUCUUGGAAAAACAGAAUUUAUUUACUGUAUACCUACAGAAAAUAGUAGCAUUGCAUUUUUUGAUUAGAUUGACCAAGCUUUUAUCCCCGAGUAGAAAAUUGACAUUGUGUUUUAUUAGGAAACACGACUUUGAUGGCAAGUGGAACACCCAACCUAUACAAGUUAUUACACGAGUCUGCAAAGAAGGUUGAAAAUCCGAAUCCAGAUGAAAUUGCUAAUGGUAGGAAGACAGUGUUUGAUACAUGGUUGGCAAAUGACCCAUCUGAUUACGACCCAACUCUCCCUCAUAUUGGUGAACUGGGAUCUGCAAGUGACUAUACCGCAUUUCUACAAAUAGGAGGUAUUCCAUGCAUAGACAUGAGCUACACCUACAGCAAGACAUACAAGCUCAGCGACUAUCCAAUGUACCAUUCAGCCUAUGAGACAUUUGACCUGGUUUCCCGUCUUGUGGACAGAGGCUUUAAAUACCAUCAGGCUGUGGCUCGCCUUUUGGGAGUGAUGACAAUGACUCUGGCUGAAAAGGUCAUUUUGGACUUGGACUGCACACAGUAUGCCAACAAACUGGAAAGAAUGGUGAAGGAUAUUCAAACCCACUAUGGGCCACUGUUUGAGAAGCAUGGUAUAAGCAUGGAUGGAGUGGUAAAAGCAAUACAAGAAUUUAAAGAGGCUGCCAGAAAUCUACAUGGAAGAACUGAAACUGUUGAGCUGACCAACCCUUUAGAGGUCCUCAGACUGAAUGAUCAGCUUAUGGAUCUAGAGAGGGCCUUUAUUGAUCCUUUGGGAAUUUCCGGCAGACCAUGGUACAGGCAUGUCAUUUUUUCUCCAAGUCUACAUGACGCUUACGGUUCAUCAAGUUUUCUUGGUCUCAUGGAUGCUUUAUUUGAUAUUGAGAAAGACCAAGCCAGACGCUGGGAACAGGUUAAGAAGGAAAUAUCGGUGAUUACAUUCAUAAUCCAUUCUGCGGCUAGCACCAUGAAGGGUGUCAAUGAUAUUGGUGGACUCUGAACCACAAAUAACACUGCAUCUUAAAAUCACACUGGAUUGAAGUAUUUCAUGAUUAUUGGAGUGUCCAUAAAAUGUAACUAGAAAAACAGGCAAAUUUAGUCAGUGUGCUCGGCUGUUUUAUAUUAACAUUGUUGUUAUUAGCAACGACCGCUAUAGAUUCUAUCAGUCAAAGCUCCAGACUUCCUAAGAGAAAUCUUUUCUUUCUUCACAGAUAAAUAGGUACAGACUGUUGUUUUCUUCAUGUUGUAGCAGAGAAUACAUUACCCUUAUUUUGUUUGUUGAAGAUUUUUAUUGUAUGUGAAGAAAAUCUUAAAAUGUAAAACAAAAAGGAUAUAACAUUGUACAUUAAAAACUGAUUUAAAAAAAUUAUGUAAUUGAUACAUCUUUUUAUGUACCGUAAUCCGAUUUUUUUCAGUAUGCUGG